UCUGUGGGCUCUCUGCUGGCUGGACGAACUGAAAACAGCUUCAAAACAACACAGAAUACAGUUUAAAACUACUGAAAAGUGACAGUGGAGAAGCUGAGAGAUCAUUUCCUCCUGUCAGUGUUGCUCUGAGGAGGGGGGAAAAAAACCCUCACCACACGAAGCUCGCGCACAGAUGAACGCGGUCAUGGUUACAUUCUUUUAGAUGCGUUAAAAUAUGAAACAAACUAAAGUUUCAGUCCAAACAUCCAGGCGGAAUUUCGGUCAAGACUAUUUAAUUUAAAGGGUUUUUUAAAAAAAAAAAAGAAAGAAAGAAAGAAAAGAGAAGGAAAAAAACAACUCAAAGGUGUUUGGGACUCCAUGGAGGCGUACCUGCUGAAGUUUAUCGAGCGCGUGCGAGCUGAGAGCAGCUUUGGAGAGAAUGGCAUUGCCUCUGAGUACACGAGGAUUAGGCAUGAGAGCGGCUUGCUGAAAGAGAACUACGGUUUGACUACAACAGCCGGAGGACUCAAAGAAAACGCGAAGAAAAACCGCUACAAGGACAUACUGCCUUAUGAUCAAACCCGCGUUAUUCUAAGACCAACGACACCCGAGUAUAGCUGUGAUUACAUUAAUGCAAGUUUCAUCAAGGGGGUGGCAGGGAGCAACACGUACAUCGCCACACAGGGCCCUCUGAGUAACACCGUGGUGGAUCUCUGGCGUAUGAUUUGGGAAUAUGACAUCAAGGUGAUCAUCAUGGCGUGUAAGGAGAUCGAGCUGGGGAAGAAAAAAUGUGAGGUCUACUGGUCUCCUCUAGAUGAUGCGUCCACAUUCGGUCCCUUCACCGUCUCGACUGUUGCAGAAUCACCCACAAACGAAGAAGUCAUUGUGAGAACACUGGCAGUGAAACACUGUGAUGAAACUCGCACCGUGUCCCAUUUCCAGUACACGGCCUGGCCGGAUCACGGAAUCCCGGACGUAGCGGACGGCAUUUUGAGAAUGAUGGAAUCGGUUCACGUCAGACAGGGUCGCCACCCGGGACCACUGCUUGUCCACUGCAGCGCUGGCUGCGGAAGAACCGGGGUGAUUUGUGCCAUCGACAUUGUUAACGGCCUGCUGCACAAGAAGCAAAUCGGAGAAGAUUUCAACAUUAUGGAUCUCGUUUUAGAGCUGAGAAGACAAAGACCAUCGGCUGUCCAGACUAAGGAACAGUAUGAGUUUGUGUUUCAUACUGUGGCUCAGAUGUUCGAGAAGGUCUUGCAGGAAUCUUCACAGAUUCACCAACCUGGGAGCCUGUCUCUCUACGCCAAUGCGGUGCCCCCAAAGUCAGCGCUGAGGUCAUUCUCCAUCAGCAGUGAAUAUAACCAGAAUACAAGAAAACCCCCUUCCCUCCGUCCUCGGUCCUCUCAUCCUCGUUCAUCCGUCAACAUGAACGACACGUAUGCCGUCGUCAACAAGUUCAAGCAGCCCAGCACCGCUCCGCCGCUCGUUCCCCACCACUACGACAACGAAAACUUAAACAGCCAGAAGACGUCUGCGAACGACCUGUACAGCAUCGUGAAGCCUAAAAACAGGCCGGUGGCAAACGCACCAGCUAGCACGGUUCCGGUACAUAACCGGACGUGGCAACUCAACCACAGACCCCCAGAAGACACGGACUACAGCGGCUAUGAAUCCCUGCCAGUGGAGUUCCAGAUGAGAGACUCAAAGGCGUACCCAUCUCUGCCACAAGUACCUUCAAACAGACACAGCCAUUCAGAUGACGACUAUGAGUACGUCUCAAACCCGAUCAGAGAGAACAGCCGCAGCCAAGGUAGCACCGGAGGCAUUGGUUUUAAAUGCAGAGUAAAGAAACCCAAAGGACCCAGAGACCCGCCUUCACAAUGGAAUCGACCAGAGAGAUGAAACUAUUACGAUGAUAAUGUUAUCUAAAGAUCGACAUAUUCAGCAUCUGUUUGAUCUGUGGAAUAAUUUUAUUUUGUUAUAGAGGUGAUGGUUCGUAGCUUGUGUGGGUGUGUGUGUUGUGGGUGUGUGGGUGCACGUAAUGUAAGCGUUUAUUACAAAUGUAAUGUACAUGUUUAAUUUAUUGCAAUAAAUGGGGUUUUUCUUGUG
Molecule: messenger RNA, 2088 nt
Organism: Ictalurus furcatus (blue catfish)
Lineage: Eukaryota; Metazoa; Chordata; Actinopteri; Siluriformes; Ictaluridae
Gene: ptpn18
Product: protein tyrosine phosphatase non-receptor type 18
Exons: 17
Coding region: 358-1881 (507 amino acids)
Biological process (GO): peptidyl-tyrosine dephosphorylation
Cellular component (GO): nucleus; cytoplasm
Molecular function (GO): non-membrane spanning protein tyrosine phosphatase activity
Source: RefSeq, a predicted model, not a curated record